Liolophura sinensis is the source of this 515-nucleotide messenger RNA. RefSeq names its product chromosome transmission fidelity protein 8 homolog. NCBI's taxonomy places the organism in Eukaryota, Metazoa, Mollusca, Polyplacophora, Chitonida, Chitonidae. Gene Ontology annotation, cellular component: Ctf18 RFC-like complex. The record is from RefSeq and is a predicted model, not a curated record. The transcript is spliced from 3 exons. Gene Ontology annotation, biological process: mitotic sister chromatid cohesion. Bases 94 to 456 code for a protein of 120 amino acids.
GGCUCGUUUGCGGGCAAACGUCACUUAACGAAGCUGUGUGAACAUUCUGCUAUAAAGUAUGCUACGCGAACGAAUCUUCUUACAGUGGUAAUCAUGGUUCAGAUAGCGAUGAAAAUACAAGGAUCCCCAGAGCAGAGCUGUCCAGAAUGGGUGAUAGUUGACCUUCAGGGUAACCUUGAGACACGACAAGCUGUACCCUUGAGUGGCAAGUUCAUUGGUGAUCUUCACUUUACUCAGAAGAAUGUUCCAGUUCUCAUUAUUGGUCACCACAUUCUCUAUGGCAAAGUUGUGGACAUGGAGAAGCCCUUUGCUGUUUUGUCUAAAUCCACACCUAGGUCACUUGACCAGUCAGAGGUUAAAGAAUCAAGUUACAUUGUUAAAGCCAUUAUCAAGAAAAGACUGUUAUUCAAAACUCGACCAAAACCCAUUAUUGCUCAUGUUCCAAAAACUGUGUAACACAUUUUUCAAAUUCAUACUAUUGUAAAUAUAUAACUAUGUGUUGUUAAUAAAUCAAG